AUGCAACCUCUCGGCACCAGAAAGCGCAAGUCAGACCAGUUAGAGAUAACUGGCGACAAUCAGUUGGCGGCCGAUAUGGCGAGCCAGAAAAUCCCGACAAAGGAGGGCAGUUCCCACCCCAACGAAAGCCCAGCCAAGAGGCAGCGAGUCGGGAUUACACUUGCACAGAAGCAAGCACUCAUCGACAACCUCCACCUCGAGAUCACCGAGCGCGCGCGCAAGCUCCGGGCCAACUACAACAUACACGCGCAAAGUCUCCGUACGCGGAUAGAAAUUCGCGUCAAUCGCAUUCCCUUGUCUUUGCGCAAGCUCACGAUGGGAGAGCUACUGGAGAGGUACUCGAAAGAGCCGCAACAAAGACAUGCCGCGAAUACGGGAAGUGUCCGUGGCCCUCCUGUCCCUGCUAAGGAUGUGCCAUCUCGACCGCCGACAAGAGGAGCGAUGACGGCCCAUCCGGUGAAAAGGCGAAGGUAUGUUGCGCUGCGUCUCAACGGUUUGGUUUGUUAUGGUAACAAUCCCAACAGUCAUGAAAUCUCUGGUGGAGACAAGGAGAACCAUGUCCAAACCCCUCAAAAGAAGAUGCGCGCCCACACCGGAGCCGAAGUCGCGCGCCACCCCGCACAUGUCCUGUCACCGACCACCUCAAACUCCAGAGUCGCGCCCCGGACAGUCGCCACACCAGCUAGGUCAGGCAUAGCGCGCCCGGCCCCGACCCCAGGCAGAGCAGUCGCAGCAACCAACAUCCUCAACAAGAUGGUCGAAGGAGCCCGGCCAACCACACGCCCCCCCACAGCGGCAACAACAUCAUCUCCACGCAAAACACUCACCGGAACCGGCACAACAUCCUCAUCAGCCUCAGCAUCCACCGCCGCAGCCGCCGCCGCAGCCGCCGCAAGGCGCAAACGCGGCGCGACAGUCUCCACAGCCGGCAACCCCCCCUCAUCCGCAUCGAGGCCAGGAACGCGGACGGCUCGCAGGGCUAGUGGCGCCAGCGAGACCAGCGAGGACAGCACCUCAACAACAAUAAUCAGGAAGCGGCCCAUGACGGCGCCGCCGGGGGCUCAGCCGAAACCUCCCCCUUCGCAAACACCAGCAGCAGCAAACAACAGCAGCAGGGCUGCGUCGGGGAGGCGGACAGUUAUGGGGGACGAUUAA
Messenger RNA from Chaetomium globosum CBS 148.51, 1155 nucleotides. RefSeq lists its product as uncharacterized. The transcript has 2 exons. The record is from RefSeq and is a predicted model, not a curated record. The coding region runs from base 1 to 1155 and encodes 384 amino acids. Lineage: Eukaryota; Fungi; Ascomycota; Sordariomycetes; Sordariales; Chaetomiaceae.